Sapajus apella (tufted capuchin) is the source of this 1817-nucleotide messenger RNA. It is a transcript of the gene APBB3, whose product is annotated as amyloid beta precursor protein binding family B member 3. Gene Ontology annotation, molecular function: transcription factor binding; amyloid-beta binding. Lineage: Eukaryota; Metazoa; Chordata; Mammalia; Primates; Cebidae. Gene Ontology annotation, cellular component: cytoplasm; nucleus. Bases 235 to 1506 code for a protein of 423 amino acids. The transcript has 13 exons. The record is from RefSeq and is a predicted model, not a curated record. Gene Ontology annotation, biological process: regulation of DNA-templated transcription.
GGCCCGGUGGGAAGACCAGGAGCUGAGGGAGGAUGAGGGAAUGCGAAAGGCUACUUUGGGGCUCAAAGACAGGAUGACUUGUGGGGGGACCAGAGUCUGGAAGGGGAGCCCGGCCUGCCCCCUGGCUGGAGGAAGAUCCACGAUGCUGCAGGUACUUACUACUGGCAUGUACCCAGCGGUAGCACCCAGUGGCAGCGCCCAACCUGGGAACUAGGAGAUGCGGAGAACCCAGGCAUGGAAACCGAGGGGAUUUGGGGACUGCGGCCCCCCAAAGGGAGAUCCUUCUCCAGCCUGGAGAGCUCACUGGACCGGAGUAACUCUCUGUCCUGGUAUGGUGAAGAAUCCUACAUCCAGAGCAUGGAGCCAGGGGCUAAGUGCUUUGCAGUUCGCUCUCUGGGCUGGGUAGAAGUACCUGAAGAGGACCUGGCACCGGGGAAGAGCAGUAUUGCAGUCAAUAACUGCAUCCAGCAGCUGGCCCAGACCCGCAGCCAGAGCCAGCCCCCAGAUGGUGCCUGGGGUGAGGGCCAGAACAUGCUGAUGAUCCUGAAGAAGGAUGCCAUGAGCCUGGUGAAUCCCCUGGACCACAGUCUGAUCCACUGCCAGCCUCUGGUGCACAUCCGUGUGUGGGGCGUGGGGAGCUCCAAGGGUCGUGACAGCCCCAUCUCUGCCCCUGCUAGGGACUUCGCUUUUGUGGCAAGUGACAAAGACAGCUGUAUGCUCAAGUGCCAUGUAUUUCGCUGUGAUGUUCCUGCCAAGGCCAUUGCCAGUGUCCUACAUGGGCUUUGUGCCCAGAUCUUGUCAGAGCGAGUAGGGGUCAGUGGUGAUGCCUCUUGCUGCUCCCCAGAUCCUAUCUCCCCUGAAGACCUGCCACGACAAGUGGAGUUGCUGGAUGCGGUGAGCCAGGCUGCUCAGAAGUAUGAGGCACUGUACAUGGGGACACUGCCAGUCACCAAAGCCAUGGGCAUGGAUGUGCUGAACGAGGCCAUUGGUGCCCUCACUGCCAGGGGGGACCGGAAUGCCUGGGUCCCCACCACGCUCAGUGUGUCUGACUCUCUCAUGACUGCAUACCCCGUUCAGGCAGAGGCCAGUACAGAGGAGGAGCCAUUGUGGCAGUGCCCUGUGCGCCUUGUGACAUUUAUUGGUGUUGGCCGCGACCCACACACCUUUGGCCUCAUCGCUGACCUGGGCCGUCAGAGCUUCCAGUGCGCAGCCUUCUGGUGCCAGCCCCAUGCAGGGGGACUCUCCGAAGCUGUGCAGGCUGCCUGUAUGGUUCAGUACCAGAAGUGUCUUGUGGCCUCUGCAGCUCGAGGCAAGGCCUGGGGUGCCCAGGCCCGUGCCCGCCUGCGGCUCAAGCGGACCAGCUCCAUGGAUUCCCCAGGAGGACCUCUGCCCCUCCCGCUGCUCAAAGGAGGGGUUGGCAGUGCAGGGGCAACCCCUCGAAAGCGGGGUGUCUUCUCUUUCCUUGAUGCCUUCCGGCUGAAACCCUCUCUGCUCCAUAUGCCCUAAACUUACCUGGGAAGGCUGGGGAAGGAGGCUCUGGGUCCAUGCCUAACACUGUACCCCGUUAUUCCCCAAGGCCUAUAGCCUGUCACCCCUUGGAGCCUUCUCUGCCUGUCCCUCUGAUCCUUGUCCACCGUCUAUUUAUUGCCCGAUUUAUUGUUUAUAUGGAUGACUGGGAGGCAUUGCCCCACAACCUAGGACCCUGGCUCCCCUUUCCUUGGAUCCUUGUGUUCCUUGCCCGUCCAACCCUGGACAAUUGGCUCUACCUCAGUAACACUUUAUAGCAAAAUCAGUGCAAAUAAAAAUCCCUCAGUGAC